AAUGCUGCAUAUUUUAUAACCAAUCAUCAUGAAAUUAUUAGUACGCAGAAUCUAAAAAAAUGUAUGCAUGGCUUUUUGACAUUUAUGCUUUAUGGUUUGUUCUUAUUAAUGUGGUGGAUUUAGAUGUACUUCAAAAAAUGAAGUUGGCAGAAGAUAUGAUUGUAAGAAGAACUAGACCUGGAACAAAAGCAGAGGAUUUUAAUAGAUGGCCGGAUGAACCCUUCGAGCAAAUGGAAAGUGUUUUAGUUGUUCAACAGUAUAUUCAACAAACAAUUAGAAGUGAUGCAGCAAAUGUUAAACUUAUACUGAAUAUGCCAGAAGGACAGGAUGAAGGUGUUUGGAAGUAUGAACAUCUUAGACAAUUUUGUAUGGAAUUAAAUGGUUUAGCAGUACGAUUGCAAGAUGAAUGUCAUCCUGAAACAUGCUCACAGAUGACAGCAACGGAACAAUGGAUUUUUUUAUGUGCUGCACACAAAACUCCAAAAGAAUGUCCUGCUAUUGAUUAUACUAGACAUACGUUAGAUGGUGCUGCGUGUUUAUUAAAUAGCAAUAAAUAUUUUCCAAGCAGGGUUAGUAUUAAAGAAUCAUCAGUUGCAAAGCUUGGAUCAGUUUGUAGAAGAGUAUAUAGGAUUUUUUCACAUACUUUUUUUCAUCAUCGAGCAAUAUUUGACGAAUUUGAACAUGAAACUCGUCUCUGUCGUAGAUUUACAGCUUUUGUAACAAAAUAUAGCCUAAUGUCAAAAGAUAAUUUAAUAGUACCAAUUAUAGAAUUAGAAGGAAAUUUUGAAGAUUUAAUUUUUGAUUAAAUGAUAAGUUCUUAAACACGUAACUAUAAUUACAAAUGAAUUAACAACAAUUAAAUGUUAGAUUAAAA
This is a messenger RNA of Ceratosolen solmsi marchali, 874 nucleotides long. It is a transcript of the gene Mob4, whose product is annotated as MOB kinase activator 4. The transcript is spliced from 4 exons. Lineage: Eukaryota; Metazoa; Arthropoda; Insecta; Hymenoptera; Agaonidae. Bases 60 to 806 code for a protein of 248 amino acids. The record is from RefSeq and is a predicted model, not a curated record.